Messenger RNA from Zophobas morio, 802 nucleotides. RefSeq lists its product as uncharacterized. Bases 44 to 697 code for a protein of 217 amino acids. The record is from RefSeq and is a predicted model, not a curated record. NCBI's taxonomy places the organism in Eukaryota, Metazoa, Arthropoda, Insecta, Coleoptera, Tenebrionidae. The transcript has a single exon.
GGUUGAGCAACGCAAGUCACUCUUCGUGUGUCAAUGCGUGAAGAUGCUUCUUUUGUUCUUCGUGUUAACGCUCCCGGUGGUGCUCCCUCAAGAUAUUUCGUCGCUGGUAGACGUGAAGACUUUGAGUGAACUACCCUUGGAGAAGCUGCUGCAGGUGAAAAGUACUUUCAAGAAUGAAGACAGUGAUGAGAAAAUUGAAGCAAAGGGGGGUGAAGACACACCUGAAGCUUUGGCUCUUCAAAGCAAGCGCAACCCGAGUGACCGGGGUGGGUACCACUACCACUACGAAGAGGAGCAUUCGAAGAAGAGCGGCAAGAAGAGCGUGCAGAGUAUUUUCCAGAUUUCGGUGACGACGUUGGCGUUUUUGGCGUUCGGUGGAUAUUUGUUGUGUCUUUUGGUGCAGGCGAUCAAAGGUAAAAGUACUACGGUGGUUAUGGAUAUGACGACGAUGGCUCCCACGGCGGCUUUUUUCCGGCCGAUAAGGCGGCGCAGACCCACGAGGAGGCCCAUUCGAGUGCAGCAGAGACCCACCAGGCGUCCCUACAGCACUAGGCCUAGAGCGAAGAGGGACGUUUGGCCCCAAGCCGACCCUGAAAAUUUGUACUACGCUCUGGUGCACCUCUCCGAGGCUUACGCCACUUAUCACACCAUCGAUUAUCGAAGAUUUAAUUUCACCACGAGUUCUUAUGUUAAUUAGUUCAAUAAAGUCUGCACGGUUAGUAUUUUUUUUCAUUCUGGGUUGGUAUCGCCAAGAUCGUAAAGCUGGCGUGAGUUCAGCUCGUACAAGACCAGAAGUCUUCGU